AUGACUUUCCGAUAUUUUGAGAAGAACUUGUGGAUCAAAAGAGAGUGGAGGUUACUUGAUGCUCUUUCAGAAGAUUUCCGCAAGGCUUAUCGUACAGUGAAUCAGAUCAAAGAAAGGGCCAAUCAAGUGUGGGAGUCCGAGCUCAAUCUUGGAGGAAUAACUCUAACGUUGAGUGAGGCCGAGACGCGUUGGGUGAAGAAAACAGGAAAAGUAGGCAUUUGUGCCAAAACAUGGGCUGAAGAAUUGGAGAAACUGCUAAAGAAAAAAAGAGACGGGGGUGCUGCUAAAAGCCUUGUUUUGGUCCUCAGAAACGUCAGACUUAUAUUUGAGCUUGCUUAUGGAAUUUUCAGAACCAAGGGAGAGAUUACGGUGAAAACUAAGUUUUCUUAUGGAAUUUUCAGAACCAAGGGAGAGAUGACGGUCAAAGCUGAGUUGCAGAAGAUUGUGAAAAAAAUAAACUUCACAAAUCACAUCAUCAAGUCAGUUGAAGAAUCGCGGACUAAACUCAGCACACUACAAGAUCGGCCCAUUGACGACACUGAGCAUCUCGGUUAUGUCCCAGCAAUGCUGCAUGUUGCUCCAGUGGUUCCUUUUGUCCUGGAGCGCAUGAUCGUUGAGACGCCAAAUCAUUUGAUUCGUGGGAAAAAGAUGGUGAACAAAACGCGAUCGAUCCUCCUCCAAAUGCAAUUACUUGAGCCUUACAUGAGAGACUUACGAGGGCUGAAGAUGGAAAGUAACAUGGAGAAGGCAUGGCUGGAGGAAGCUAUGGAUACGAAUAUCCAAGUACGUAAUGACAUAAAUAUAUUCUUACAAGAGGCCUCAAAUCAAAAUCAAAACUUUUUCAGCGAUUGGAUAUUGAGGCGUAAGCUCAAGCAGAUUGUAAAGCGUGUUGAUAGAGAGUUAUCUCAUCUUCUCCAGUUGAAAGAAACAUACGGUUUCAAUUUCAUCAGAAGAGUCCCGUCCAAGGGUUAUGCCCGCAUGAUCAGGCCACUUUCCCAACAACAAACUAGCAUUAAGGUCCUUAUGGAAGACAUUCUAGGCCAGCUGCGCAUGGUCGAUGAACGUAGCCAGAUAUCAGAAGGAUUAAGAAAAGGUUUGUCUGAUGAAUUUACUUCAGUUUGGAGCAAGUUGAGCAAUCUAGAAGCAAAUGAAGGUGCGACCAAUACGAGGAUGGCUUGCUUUGAAAUAUUGAAGAAAAUGCUGGAGGUUAUGCAGGAAUUGCUGAAAGACGAUCGAGAAGCAACAGGUGUUUUAAGGAGAAUAGCUAGUUUAAAGCUGGUUAAGAAAAUGGCUUCUAUUAUAGUGUCUUCGAGAGAAUCAAGGCGGACAAAGCAAUUGAUGGACACUGCCAAGCUUCUUAAUAAAUGCAUACACUCAUAUAGAAUCAAAGUGAUGGAUGAAUCAUGCUCAGUUUUCGGCCUAGAAGAAGACAUACACAAACUUGUUUUGAAGCUCACUACUAAUGACAGCAAUGAUGGAUCGAUCAUUUCCAUAGUUGGGAUGAGAGGCACUGGUAAGACAACUCUGGCUAAGAUAAUCUAUAAUCAUAGAUCCAUUGUCAACCGAUUCGGAGAACGUUGUCUCGUUUCCAUGCGCAAGGAGUACUACUCUGACAACAAUCUACUUCUCAAAGGCGUUGGAAACCAGAUCAUGAGGACAAAAGACGAAAGCUCCGAAAGUCAUUAUUGGGCCGAAGAGAUAAGAAAUUUCUUGAGGGAGAAGCGCUGCCUUAUAGUUCUGGAUGAUCUUUCGUCCAUGGAAGCUUGGGAUUUACUUAGACAAGUAUUAAUACUCAGGGAAAUGGCACAUGGAAGCAUGAUUAUGCUCACCACAUGCAGCAAAGAGAUAGCAGCACAUGCGAGCAUUAUGAGUACUAGCAUCCACAAACUUCGACUGCGAACUAAAGAAGAAAGUUGGAAUUUCUUGACCCAGAUGGUCCAAUGCCCUGCUGAUCCUGAAGUGGAGUUACUAGCAAAGAAAGUGGUAGCGAGGACUGGAGGUCUACCACUGGCCAUUUUACGUCUGGGGUAUCUUUUGUCAGGAAAAAAAGUCACAUCCGCGGUGUUGUCAAGGGUGCUUGUUCGUGUCUCUCAAGGUGACCAAAACCAAUCACCAUGGAUAGAGAUCAAAGACAUGAAUAAAAACGAUUACUUGCAUGCGCAGCCAAGUACUGAUGUCGAUAAAUGUCUUUCUUACUUUGAGCUGUUCCCUCGGGACUUUGAAAUCCCUGUAAGAAGACUAGUUGCUCUGUGGGUCGCACAAGGAUUAGUAGGACAGACAACUCACGAAAAGAAAGCAUACGAUCUUCUCCUCGAGCUCAUUGAUCGAAAUAUGAUUCAGAUUGUGACAAAAAAGAAUAAUGGGGAAGUUAAGACGUGUCGCUUUCCUAGUAUUCUAAGAGAAGUUUGGUUGCAAGGCAGACGUAAGAACAUGAAUUCUCUCUCUUGGUCCUUGUAUACGAGUUUAGAUCGGCAGGUUGCUUAUCAUUUUGAUGAUAAAGAAGCUAGUGACAACAACGGUGGUGUUCAUGGUCUAGACUCGGACACUGUUUCAAAACAUGAUGGAUACCCCUUCUCCAUCAUGGUCUUUGAUAAUCGAGAAGGAGCUCCUGGUGAAGAUAUACGUCUUUUUCUUCGCAUGGGCAUUCGAAGUGGGCGCUUCCAUGACUUAGUGGUCCUUGAUCUUGAAGGUUUAUGCGGACCUAACUUGUCUCGCACCAUAGGAAAACUAAAGAAGCUCAAAUAUCUUGGUCUCAGACGGACUGAGCUAAAGACUCUUCCAUCAACAAUAUGCAAAUUGGUGCAUCUACAGACCCUAGAUUUGAAGCAUACUCGUCUAGAAAAAGUCCCUGUCUCGAUUUGGAAAUUGAAGAAACUUCAAUGCUUGUACUUGGACAGGAGUUGUAGAUUCCGAUCUAGCCAUAUUUCCAUGAAAAAUCUGCAGAUCUUAUCCGCCUUUUUGGAUCAUGGUCAAGGCAAGGAUAUUGCUUUAAUGAACGAGCUACACAAGCUGAACAACCUUAGAAAAUUGAGACUAACACUAAUCCAAUGGACCGAGCCACAACAACAGCAACUAGCAACAUGCCUUCGACAAUUGACUCACCUAAACUCUUUGAGUUUGAAAUCUGUUGACGAGAACAUGUUACCUCAGGAUUUAGUGUUGGGAAAUUGUUUCAAAGAUCUUACCAAUCUCUCUAAACUAUAUUUGUCAGGAAAGUUAUUACCGCUGGAUAGCAACACUACACUACCAGAAAGCCUCAUUGAAGUUACCUUGGCCAAAUCUCAACUCUCAGGAUUGGAAAGCUCGGUACUAAUGGGGAAGCUAGCAGCUCUUCCACUGCUUAAUAUUCUUAAUUUCAGGUCUAAAUUUUGCUGUGAACCAGAAAUGAUCUUCCCUGACGGGUUUCCCAAGCUUCUAGUUCUGAAACUAUGGGAUCUAGAUCAGCUGGUAAAACUUGUUGUGAAGAAAGAAGCAAUGCAGAAACUCCGAGAGUUAGAGAUUAGAUGCGCGGUGUUGAAACAUACCACUGGAUUGACCAACUUAAAGACUCUUCAAGAAUUGAAGUUAACAGACAUGGAAGAAAAACUCGUACAAGCCAUCGAAAAUGAGUUCUUAGCAGCUAAUAACAUCAUUUACUUUACGAGUAUAAUCAGGAUUAAUUCACACAAUUAG
This is a messenger RNA of Humulus lupulus (European hop), 3672 nucleotides long. Its product is annotated as disease resistance protein RPM1-like. The transcript has a single exon. The record is from RefSeq and is a predicted model, not a curated record. Gene Ontology annotation, molecular function: ADP binding; ATP hydrolysis activity. Gene Ontology annotation, biological process: defense response to other organism. NCBI's taxonomy places the organism in Eukaryota, Viridiplantae, Streptophyta, Magnoliopsida, Rosales, Cannabaceae. Bases 1 to 3672 code for a protein of 1223 amino acids.